Cryptomeria japonica (Japanese cedar) is the source of this 2267-nucleotide messenger RNA. RefSeq names its product probable serine/threonine-protein kinase PBL11. Gene Ontology annotation, biological process: protein phosphorylation. Bases 560 to 1843 code for a protein of 427 amino acids. Gene Ontology annotation, molecular function: ATP binding; protein kinase activity. The record is from RefSeq and is a predicted model, not a curated record. The transcript has 6 exons. Lineage: Eukaryota; Viridiplantae; Streptophyta; Pinopsida; Cupressales; Cupressaceae.
CGUGAGAGUGGGGGAAAAUGGACGCCAUUUAGCGAGUAAAAGGAGACCAAAUUCAAGGAUGGGAGGAAUCCAAGAAAGAUCUAUGCACGAGUAGGAAAGCGCGUGGAAAUAAAAACGGAGUCGUCAAGUCUUGGAUUGAAUAGUAAAGCUCGCCUCUUUCACACCACAUAAAUUUUUGGUUCAGCCCAACUUUUGGACUAGGAAGAUGAUGACCAUGAUCAUAUUCAUAAACUAUUAUAUAGGCGGUUGAGUUGAGAGGGUGAACUUCCCCACUGGUUUCAGACUCUUCUUGAUUGGUUUCAUGGUGAUCAAAAGAAUUUAUUUAGGCUUGUUUGUCAAAGGGAACACCUGAUUUGUAGGGCUUUCGUCCUAAGACACCACCGCCUCACAUUUUUUUUGUGUGUUUUCUAUUUUCACGCCAAAUUUUGCUCAGAAUUCUAUAGACCCAGAUCUUGGUUCUACUGAAAUCAAAGGUGGGUUUUGUAGCAUUAAAUGCUAUCUUGGACUCUGUGUAAUCCAAGAGGAGGAGAAGAGGAAGACGAACAUCAACAACAAAGCCAUGGGCAACUGUUGGGAUUCCCCAGGGGGAAUUCCUGAUCAUCCCAUAAGUGUACCCUCGUCCGGUAAGCAAGGGACGACCUCCAAGUUUACCAGCAAAGAAGCUCCAUCUGCCCAAAGUAUGUCUUCUUUCAGUGUGAAGACAAACGAGAGCUUCCCAUCUACUCCACGGUCCGAAGGGGAGAUUCUGUCUUCACCAAACUUGAAGGUUUUCUCAUUCAAUGACCUCAAAAAUGCAACCAGGAAUUUUCGCCCUGACAGCCUUUUGGGGGAAGGAGGAUUUGGCUGUGUAUUCAAAGGAUGGAUUGAUGAGCAAGGAAUGUUAGCAACCAAGCCCGGAUCUGGCAUUGUUGUUGCAGUCAAGAAGCUUAACCAGGAAGGCUUACAAGGUCACAAAGAGUGGCUGGCCGAGGUAAAUUAUCUGGGACAACUUCAUCACCCCAAUCUGGUGAAGCUUAUAGGGUACUGUGCAGAGGAUGAUCACCGCCUCUUGGUUUAUGAAUUCAUGCAGAAGGGGAGUUUGGAGAAUCACCUGUUCAGAAGAGGUGCUCAGCCUCUUUCCUGGGCAAUAAGAAUAAAAGUAGCUGUUGGGGCUGCCAAGGGGCUUGCAUUUCUACACAAUGCAGAAAGGCAGGUUAUAUACCGUGACUUCAAAGCAUCAAACAUCCUUCUAGAUUCGAAUUAUAAUGCCAAACUCUCAGACUUUGGGCUAGCAAAGGACGGUCCAACAGGUGAUAAUACCCAUGUCUCCACAAGGGUUAUGGGGACUUAUGGUUACGCUGCUCCUGAAUAUGUGGCAACAGGUCGUUUGACAGCCAAGAGUGAUGUAUACAGUUUUGGAGUUGUUUUGCUGGAGCUAUUGUCUGGUCGUCGUGCAGUAGAGAAGAACAAGCCUGGCAUUGAACAAAACUUGGUGGAAUGGGCUAGGCCUUAUUUGAAUGAUAAACGCAAAUUGUUCCGUGUAAUGGACACUAGAUUGGAGGGUCAGUAUGCUAUGAAAGGAGCUACUAAAGCAGCCACGCUUGCACUGCACUGCCUUAGCUCUGAAGCGAAGCAUAGGCCCCUUAUGACAGAAGUAGUUGAGACACUAGAACAGUUGCAAAAUGUAAAGGAAAUGUCAAAGUUUCAAACUGAAAGGGCUGGACCAAGACAGUCUGGUUCCGGUGGCAAUACUAAUGGGCAUUUCCACUUAAGUCCAAAAACUGUGAAUCACCCAUCUCCAGGUUAUCCAAGACCAUCUGCAUCACCACUUAAUUCAUACCAGCGUUCACCAAGAGUAAGGUGAUCCGAUCAAUAAAAGCGAGGGAUUUUAUCAAUUGUCAAGUAUCCAUAUCUUCUAAUUUUGACACUGGCAAUAUUGCUUUGCCAAGGUCUGGCACUACUGUUUUGUUUGUAGAAACGGUGAAUGCCCAGGUCUCUGGAAUGUGUCCAAUGCUGAGGAAGCUGUAUAAUUUCAAGAUGUGUAAUUUGUGCAGGUGUCAUAAUGCAUCUCAAUGCCAUUUAUCUGCGCUAUGUACCUGAUUUUGAUGAGAAGCAUGGCUUGAGUAUUUAACCAUGCUGUAUUUACUCUUUGAGCGCUAAUAGUGUGUGAUUAGUUAUUUUUUCCUGGUCACUGUCCCGAGCUUUUGCUAAAGCAUAUGUACAACACUGAACAUCAUUCUAAUUAUUUAUUUAUACUCUUAAUCAAAUCAUUUUCAUUAUUCAUCUUU